AGCUGUUGCGUAAAGCGUCGAUUGCCGAGUCAUGGAUAGCUGUUGUUUAACUCCUGCUACAAGGACAACCACCUAACCGGUAUGAGAGGACACACUGGGCGGCAGCAUGGCACACACAUAGCCAACGUUAAAUAUCAUCUACGCCUUUCUUGUUCGUCACGUUAUAAGCUGCUGUUUGCGUAGAAGACUGGUAGAGCUAACCCAAACAGCUAACAGCUAAUGUUUGCUAGCUCCUCUCACUGACGUCUGUUAUUGACAAGUGGAGGGUCUUUGGAUUCGUGGAGGCGCCUGUGAAGUUGACAGCAACCCCAACACUUAAGCUGCAACCAUGGUGUUCAUGCACAGCUACUGUGAAUCCAAUUCCUCCAUUUCCAGGACUUGGGUGGAUGAAGGCAUCUCCCCUUGCUUCUACUUCACCCUGGUUCCAACUAUUCUCCUGACAGUAGCCAUCUUCCUCGGCACUCUCCAUUGCAUAUUUUACCAGAAGUAUGGCACAGCAAUGGAACCUAAGUUCAUCCCUCGCUCCUGUCUUUACGCAUUCCAGCAGAUCACCUCUGCUGUUCUCCUCAUCCAGUUUCUGGGUGGGGUGAUCUGGCGAGCUGCUAGUGGUGGGGAGCUCCCAGGUUAUGUUGUGCUUUAUGGCUGCUUUUCUGCAGCGGCAUGGGCUUGGGCUAUAGCUUUGCUUAGGGUGGAGAGACGUAGGGCUCUGCUUAUGGACCGGACAAGAGGACACAGCGCGGCCCUGCUCUUGUUCUGGGCUUUGGCAUUUUCAGCUGAGAACUUGGCCUUCAUCUCCUGGUACAGUCCUCACUGGUGGUGGGGUCUGGAUAACAACCAAGAACAGGUACAGUUUGCCCUAUGGCUCAUGCGCUAUGUUGGUACCGGGUUGCUCUUCUUCAUUGGCCUCAGAGCUCCAGGGUUGCCACAGAAACCUUACAUGUUGCUUAUCAACGAAGAUGAGCGAGAUGUGGAGCAGAGUGGACAGAGCUUGUUGGGUGGAACGGAUCCAAACCAAUCGACCUGGCAGGGUUUCAGAAAAAAGGUCGCUCUGCUUGUUCCGUACAUGUGGCCUCGUGGCAGCAUCCUCCUUCAGCUGCUGGUCAUCUUCUGUUUGGGGCUGCUGGGAGUAGAGAGGGCUAUUAAUGUCUUUGUACCAAUUUACUACAAGAAUAUUGUAAAUGAACUAACUGAUGGCAGCAGCUGGCAUACUCUUGCCACCACAGUGUGCAUUUACGUCCUCCUCAAGUUUCUGCAGGGUGGAGGGGCAGGUUCCUCAGGGUUUGUCAGUAACAUGCGCUCUUUUCUGUGGAUCCGAGUGCAGCAAUUUACCAACCGUGUCGUUCAGGUCCGAUUGUUUGCACACUUGCACUCCCUCUCUUUGCGCUGGCACUUGGGGCGCAAAACGGGCGACGUCCUGAGAAGCAUCGACCGUGGCACAUCCUCCAUUAACAGCCUGCUCAGCUACAUAGUGUUUAGCAUCUUCCCAACCAUAGCUGAUAUUGUCAUUUCCAUUAUCUACUUCAUCACUUAUUUCAAUGCGUGGUUCGGGCUCAUCGUCUUCGUCUGCAUGACUCUCUACCUUACUCUGACCAUCAUCAUCACGGAGUGGAGGACCAAGUACAGACGAGAGAUGAAUCAACAGGACAACAACGCCAAGUCAAAAGCAGUGGACUCGCUGUUAAAUUUUGAAACGGUGAAAUACUACAAUGCAGAGAACUAUGAGGUCAGCCGUUUUGAGGACGCCAUCUUAAAAUAUCAGGAGUCUGAGUGGAAGACACAGGCCUCCUUGGCCUUCCUCAACCAAACACAGAAUUUAAUCAUUGGCUCAGGCCUGCUUGCUGGCUCUCUCCUCUGUGCCUACUUUGUGACUGAAGGAAAAUUUAAGGUUGGGGACUUUGUUCUUUUUGGUACCUACAUAAUUCAGCUGUACACCCCCCUCAACUGGUUUGGAACGUAUUACAGAAUGAUCCAGAAUUCCUUCAUUGACAUGGAAAGCAUGUUCAAACUUUUUGAAGAAGAGGAAGAGGUGAAAGAUGAAGUCAAUGCAGGCAGUCUCCUCUACAAGCAGGGAAAAGUGGAAUUUGAGAAUGUUUAUUUCAGCUACACUAAUGGCAAGGAGAUUCUCAGGGAUGUUUCCUUCACUGUUCUUCCAGGACAGACAGUCGCCCUGGUGGGACAGUCAGGGUCAGGAAAGAGCACCAUCAUUCGACUUCUGUUCCGCUUCUAUAACGUUCAGGGAGGCUGCAUUCGCAUCGAUGGACAGGAUAUAUCAAAGGUGAAGCAGACAUCACUGCGAGCUCAUAUUGGUGUGGUUCCCCAGGACACUGUGCUGUUUAACGACACUAUCCGGGAUAACAUUCGCUACGGUCGCAUCACUGCUACCGACCAGGAGGUGGAAGAAGCUGCCUUAGCUGCUGAUAUCCAUGAUAAAAUCAUGGCCUUCCCUGAAGGUUAUGAUACACAGGUGGGUGAAAGAGGACUGAAGCUGAGUGGAGGAGAAAAGCAGAGGGUGGCUAUUGCCAGAACUAUCCUCAAAGCCCCACAGAUCAUCCUACUGGACGAGGCUACAUCUGCACUUGACACACAGACAGAACGCAACAUCCAGGCCUCACUGGCUAAAGUCUGCGCCAAUCGUACAACAAUUGUUGUAGCUCACAGGUUGUCCACCAUCAUCGGGGCAGACCAGAUCCUGGUUGUCAGCGAGGGUCGCAUCGCUGAGCGUGGACGACACGAGGAGUUACUUCACAAGGGAGGCCUGUACGCCGACAUGUGGAUGAAGCAGCAGCAGGCCCAGGACUCGGACUCAUCGUCAGACACAGAAGCCAAAGACCGCAAGUCUGAGAAACUACAACCACCAUCCACAUCUUCAGGCCACCACAGCCACUGAAUGUAUUUAUUGUUUUGUUUUGAAAUCAAACUCUGCAUUUUAUGCUUUCUUUAAUUGUAUAUUUAAUGUUGACAUAUUAAAUGACACUGACAUGAUGGGACACAUAGCUAGAGGAAAAAGUGUUUUUAGUUUUGCAUCAUAAAAUGCAAUGAAAGCUAAAUAAGGGAACAUGCCUUAAUACAACUACAGAGAUAAGACAACUCAAACUAUCAAGUGUACCAAGUUUAUCAACAAAGAGGUUAUGAUUGUGUAAGUUUUUAUCUAGGGGCAAAGGAGCAACAAGAUCUAAGUAUUACUACAUGAUAAAAAACAAGUCAAGGCACUUGUGACUGUGUGUUUGUCAACUUAAAGUUUUAUCAGGGUGAUGCUCUGAUUUAGUCACUUUUGAAGUUAUAUUUCAGUUUGUAGAAACUCUCCUGCCAUCUUUUUAAUGUUGUUUGACUUUGUUUUGUAUAUUAAAUUAUAAGUAUUCUCAGUUUGGGCUGUCAGAUUGCUAUUUUCUUUCUUUCUAGAAGUGUCAUAAAUCUGAGCCACUGAUGAGUUAGAGAAAUAAGGGAAAGUUGUGGGGAAAACAGUGACUAAAAAAAGACUUGCACUGCAUUGUCAACAUUAAAUUGUGUUAGACUGAGGGGCUGUCGAUUCUUUUGCUCACUGAUUUAUCAAAGGGUACAGAUAAAAAUGGGAUGUUAAGCUGUCAGGGAUUUUUUUUACCAAGCUAUUGUCCAUUUCUGAGCUUUGCUGUUAUUUAUGAUAUGUACAUAAGAUCACUACGGUGGUGUGUUCUGUCUGCUCUUUCUAUCAUAUUAAGUUUUGUAAGAAAAAAAAAAAAAAAAAAAAAUAGAAGUCAAGUUACAAUAAUCUUGCAGUGCUGUACAAUUCUAAAACACUUUUCAACUUGUACAUGUCAAAGUUUUUAGUUGUCAAUUAUAUUUGUGUUAUUGUUGCAGUGAAUGAAAAUGUAUAAAAUUACAUAGUAGUCAUGCUGGAUUACCAAUGUAUCAGUACCACCAUUACGCAGCAGUUUCAGUAUAAGCUUUUACUGUAAUAAACAGUUUAUGAAUGAGAAUAAGCCAAUAAAGUUAUUUCAACUUGUUUUACCUCA
Messenger RNA from Sphaeramia orbicularis (orbiculate cardinalfish), 3989 nucleotides. It is a transcript of the gene abcb6a, whose product is annotated as ATP binding cassette subfamily B member 6 (LAN blood group) a. Gene Ontology annotation, molecular function: ABC-type heme transporter activity; ATP hydrolysis activity; heme binding. The coding region runs from base 329 to 2887 and encodes 852 amino acids. The transcript has 20 exons. Gene Ontology annotation, biological process: transmembrane transport; heme transport. The record is from RefSeq and is a predicted model, not a curated record. Lineage: Eukaryota; Metazoa; Chordata; Actinopteri; Kurtiformes; Apogonidae. Gene Ontology annotation, cellular component: vacuolar membrane.